UUACCAAUUGCCAAAAUGCGCAGCUCGUGUUUUAUUCUAAUUGCUUUGAUCGGCUGCACUUUGAGCUCGGCUCGUAUUCUUUUCGAUGAUGAGCUGCGUGAGCUGACGGAAUUCCUGCGUCUCCAGAUGCAUUGUGGCUAUCCGGAACGUGGCAUUCCCAUUCUGGCACCCGCUCACUUGGCCUACAAGGAAGUAGAUUUGCAAACCGAUGAUUUUAGCUGCCGGGGCAACUUCACAGACUUGACCCUGGUGGGUCUCGAUGGUUUCGAGUUCCGUAAACUGCAAUGGAAUAAUGUGCUGCAUACAAUCAAGUUCGACCUGAACUUUCCCAGCAUUCGGUUGAGUAGCGCCAAUUAUAAGCUAGACAUAUUGGGGCAAUUCCUUGGCGCCGAUGGCAUCUUAGAUUUGGAACUGAUUGACUUUCAUGCCAAAGGCAGUUUCAUAUUGCGACCAUCGGGCAUUGCGAAUGGUGUGCACAUUGUCCGUUGGAAUGUUGACUGGGGUCUUGGCAAGUCCAUUUCCCGAACUACGUUCUCUGGGAAAAGUAAAAUGUUCACCAAGUUUAUGAAUUUAAUCAUCGAUGACUUCAUCGAUUUGACCAUUAACGAUAAUCCGGAGGAGGUUGCACAAUUCAUGGAAGAGCUGAUUGUGCCGCCGAUGAAUUCAGUGCUGGCGAAUGUUGCUUGGUACGAGAUAGCCGCUAUCAUUAUGGGACUGGUGGAAGGUCUGAUACCCGUAGAGCCCAUUUGUUAAAUAUAUAUGACUAACAUUUAACAAAAUGGAUGUUCUCGUUAUAUUCAAAUAGCUUUGUAUACACAAAAAUCUAGUUCCUUCAGUUUCCACUACUUUUGCAGACUAGUACAUUUUGAUAUGAAUAUUUCAUAAUAAGCAAUAAAAAUGAUAAGCUUUGAUAAAA
Messenger RNA from Drosophila grimshawi, 916 nucleotides. RefSeq lists its product as uncharacterized. Lineage: Eukaryota; Metazoa; Arthropoda; Insecta; Diptera; Drosophilidae. The record is from RefSeq and is a predicted model, not a curated record. The transcript is spliced from 2 exons. Bases 16 to 753 code for a protein of 245 amino acids.